Molecule: messenger RNA, 1341 nt
Organism: Aegilops tauschii subsp. strangulata
Lineage: Eukaryota; Viridiplantae; Streptophyta; Magnoliopsida; Poales; Poaceae
Product: premnaspirodiene oxygenase-like
Molecular function (GO): iron ion binding; oxidoreductase activity, acting on paired donors, with incorporation or reduction of molecular oxygen; heme binding
Source: RefSeq, a predicted model, not a curated record
AUGGAGGAUGACGCAUCCUACUUUAUGCUAGUGCUAGCUCUGGUUCCUCUUGUGUACAUCAUUCGGUUCUACUACCUAGCUUCCUCUCGUUGUCACAACCGUGGCCUACGGCUCCCUCCAGGCCCAUGGCAGCUACCUGUGAUCGGCAGUCUCCACCAUCUUUUUGGCGCCCUCCCACACCGUGCAUUACGAGACCUAUCAAGGCGACACGGCCCUCUCAUGCUCCUCAUGUUCGGCACGAACCGGCCGGUCAUCGUCGUUUCCACCGCCAAGGCUGCCAAGGAGAUGAUGAAGACGCACGAUACCACCUUCUGCGCGAGGCCACUGACCUCAGCUCUCAAGGCCAUUAGCAAGCAUGGCCUGGGGAUCGUCUUCGCCCCGUACGGUGACCACUGGCGACAAAUGCGCAAGAUCUGCUUCCUCGAGCUGCUGAGUGCCAAGCGCAUCGCCACGUUCAGCUCCAUAAGGGGAGAGGAGACGGACAGAUUCAUCCGGUCCAUCGUGGCAACGCUAGAGCCGGUCGUGAAUCUGAGCGAGUUGCUGGCGGCGUACCUGACAGACACAACGGUGCACAUGAUCAUGGGUGGACAGUUCACGGAGCAGGAGACCUUGCUCCGGCACGUCGACGAGGCGGUGGGGAUUGUAAGCGGCGUCGCCCUGCCCGACCUGUUCCCGUCGUCGAGGCUGGCGCGCGCUCUGAGCACCACACUGCGCAGUGCCGAGGUGUUCCGAGAGGCCUUUUUAGCGUUGAUGGGCCAUGCCAUAGAUGAUCAUCUGGAGAGCAGGAGGAGCGCUUCUUCCUCUGAACAAGUAGACCAGGAAGACAUCAUCGAUGUGCUCUUGAGGGUGCAGGGAGAAGGCAACCUUGAGCCACCCCUCACCAUGAACAACAUCAAAGCAGUUGUCUUCGUAAGUUGUAUGAUAAGGAUGUCUAUUCAGUUCCUGCAUCAAGAGUUGCUUGAGAUGCAUGAUUGGAUCUCCCCUCCUCCUCUCGCGACACUCCCGCAAGCGUUCGGGAGGCUAACCCUAGGGCCGCCGCCUCCCUUCCUCUCCUCCUCCCCCUUCCUCGCCGCCAACAGUGGGCGCACGCGGGCGAAGUCUGUACAUUGCCGGCGGCACCAGGGCUUCCUUCGUCUACUCGCGCGGGGGGUGCUGCGCGGGCCGGAUCUCGCUGGCCGGGAUGUGGCGCUAGGUGCCGGCCGUGGCAGCACGACGUCUCUCCUGAGCGGGCCGGCGACGGUGGCGUGGCGGCGGUGCGACCUGUGGCAUGGUGGUGGUGUAGGCCAGCGGGUGGUGAUGGCGGCGGCGGCUUCGUGGCGGCGCAUCCGGAUCCGCCUCUAA